AUAUACCAUUUAUAUACCAUUGUCUGACUAUUUUGCAGUUGAUUUAAUUUUAUUCUCUCUUCGUGUUUGUGUUACUUUCCAAUACAGGGUGGUAAACAGCAGCAAAGACACACCCAACAAAUCUAUCACAAACCUGCCUGGGAUGGGACUGCCUUAAUACAGAUACGUAUAAGGAAGUUGAAGUUGAAGUCUUAUUACAGAAAGUGACGUUUUGGCAUGAGCCUGAAGUCACACUAUUAUGAGCUGUAUUUGUUUUUGCUUUCAGUUAGAACCUGGCUAGGCAGUGAAGACUAUGGACGGAGACAUGGACGAUGACUGCCCUGUGUGUAAGGGCCCUUUACAGAAUCCUUCACAGCCCAUUUCAUGCUGCAGAAAAGUGUUUUGCCAGUCUUGUCUAAGACAUGCAAUUUUAGUAAGACCCCAGUGUCCCUACUGCAGGAGCCCCGUAAACGACCGUGUCAGUCUUGCACUUAGGUCUGCCAUACCAUGCACCGUCAAUCUGCAAGGUAGCGAUGCCUUCCUUCCGACCACACGAACCGUUGGCCCCAAUGUACAGGCUCUCCUCAGCCGACUUAGAGCUGCAAGUGCACAAGCUUCACAGACAGCCAGCGCCCCAAAUGCCAGCCUGCUCAAUCAGGUUGCUUCAAAUGCUGCUGUACAAGAUACCUCCAAUCCUGCUCUCGGAAGGCCAGUUCCCAGACCAAGACGCCAAGCCAAUAUUCAAGUAGCUCCUGUAGUAUCAGUCGCCCCAGCGUCAAAUCCAAUCAGCAUCCAAGCAAACACCAGUCCUCAGCCAGACCUCCAGUCAGAUGACCCCGAUGACAUGGACUGGCCCAGUCAAAUUACUAUGAUGGAAAAUGCAUCUCAUUCAGGAAACAUCUUGAGAACAUAUAAUUGUCCAUACUGUCAGGAAGGUGGCCUGGAUGACCUGGAUCUGCGUGAUCACUGCAAUGACAACCAUCUCAAUGACCUGAGACAAGUGGUUUGCCCCGUGUGUGUGUCACUGCCUCAUGGUAACCCAACUUACUGCAGCAGGGAUUUCAUUGGCCAUCUCAACCUCCGCCACAGCUAUUACAUCGAUGACAUAACUAAUAUCCACCAGAAUGACGAUAUUAACUUACAGGAUGCCAUACUGAGGUCAUGGCAACAAACAUAAAAACCGUGUUUUCCCACAAAUGCCAAUAUUACUUUGUUAAGACUAUAACAGAUUUAAAUGAUACGAUUCUGAAGCAGUGAUGUCUGGUUGUUUGUAAUGGAUGCAGAACAUGUAAGCAUAUAAGCAUAUAAUUAACUAUAGAAACUGUUAUUUUUAUUUCAUCCAUCAGGUAAUACUGUAAUUAUACUCAUUCAUGGAUAUUACUAUGUUUGAGUGAUAUUAAUAUGACAAUCCGAUUAAUCUGGACACGGGAUACUUUUCAAAAGGAAGCCUUUCUUGUAAUAUUUGCUUAUUCUAAGCUCUCUGACAUGUCUGAUUUCUGUUAUAUCACAUGCAUUAUACAAAUAUGUUUGCACUCUGAGCAACAAUUGCACUACUAAUCUACUGGUAUUAAUAUGCGUUACUUUUUACAUUUAUACUUCUUACAUUAACUCCUUACAUGACCUGUAUUUUUAAAUGUGAAUAAAAGAGUUCCAAAAACUUUGA
Messenger RNA from Pangasianodon hypophthalmus (striped catfish), 1642 nucleotides. Its product is annotated as E3 ubiquitin-protein ligase RNF166. The record is from RefSeq and is a predicted model, not a curated record. The coding region runs from base 293 to 1156 and encodes 287 amino acids. NCBI's taxonomy places the organism in Eukaryota, Metazoa, Chordata, Actinopteri, Siluriformes, Pangasiidae. The transcript has 8 exons.